Messenger RNA from Notolabrus celidotus (New Zealand spotty), 4704 nucleotides. It is a transcript of the gene znf346, whose product is annotated as zinc finger protein 346. Bases 67 to 1110 code for a protein of 347 amino acids. Gene Ontology annotation, molecular function: zinc ion binding; nucleic acid binding. NCBI's taxonomy places the organism in Eukaryota, Metazoa, Chordata, Actinopteri, Labriformes, Labridae. The transcript has 7 exons. The record is from RefSeq and is a predicted model, not a curated record.
GCCCCCCAACCCCCCUCUGUGCAGACCAUUUGCGCAUGCGUGCAGGACGCCGCAGGUUGUUAAAGUAUGGCUGUUGCGAUGCAAACGGAGGAUUUCCCGUACCUCCCCUCGGGGCUGGCAGAGGUGAAUAAGAUGAUAAAGGAGCACGGUGACCUGUUUUCUGACUCUCAGUGUAAAGUCUGCAGUGCUGUCCUCAUUUCAGAGUCUCAGAAGUUGACUCAUUAUCAGAGCAAGAAACAUGCAAACAAAGUGCGGCGUUAUUUCACGCUCCAAAACGAGAAGGAGACUGCCGUCAAAAAGGUCAAGACUUCAUCCGACAGCGACUGUAACAAUGGAGAAACAGAGCGCUUUAAGAAGUGUCUUAUAUGUGACAUGAUCUUCUCCUCUCCUGUGGUGGCCGAGUCUCACUACCAGGGCAAAGUUCACGCCAAGAACCUGCGAAUGAACCCAGCCGUAACCUCCCAAACGCAGACACCAGCUCAGCCAAAGAAGAAGGUGGCAGAGGAUCUGAGCAGCGUGCAGGUGACAGGAGGCAACAACAACAACAACAACCACAACCCAGACAAAUUCUGCUCCAUCUGCCAGGCCUCCUUCAACAACCCGCUCAUGGCCCAGCAGCACUACGUGGGCAAGAAGCAUCGAAAGCAGAUGACCAAGCUGAAACUGAUGGAGACAUACGGCCCGUCCACCGCGCCAGCAUCCACGCUAAAGGGCUACCCGUGCACCAUCUGUGGCAUUGAACUGAACUCUGUGGAGCAGUACCAGUCUCACAUCAGUGGAGCCAAACAUAAGAACCAAGUGAAGAAGUUAGGUCUGAACGCUGCAGGGGGGAACCAGGAGGCAGCAGAACCGUCGUUUGAGGGUGACAUCACUGCAGAAACCCAGUUCAGCAGCAGCAGAGCGCCUGCAGAGGAGGAGCAGUAUGAGGCGGGGGAGGCUGAAGAGUACGCAGCGGGGGAGGCUGAAGAGUACGCAGCGGGGGAGGCUGAGGAGUACGCAGCGGGGGAGGCUGAGGAGUACGCAGCGGGGGAGGCUGAAGAGUAUGCAGCUGGAGCUGAGCCGUAUGCUCCUGAGGACUCAGAGUACUCAGAGGAGUGUCUGUACACCUGAGUCUAGGCUGAGGGAGGUUCAGUCAGGACUUAGAAUGACACACAACAACAACAGCCAGCCCCUAACUCAUUAACAUCGACCUCCAUGGACCUCCUGCAGGAAGCUCCUCUUGGUUUUGAACCCUGAACACCAUAACAAGUUACUUUUUAUUUAUUCUGGGUUUCCAUCUGAUCCUGUUUACUUUGACCCUUUUCUCAAAGCGUUCAUGGAUAGGAAGAGAUCAUGAUAAAGCAUCUUUGAGAUUUCACCACACUUCUUUUAAGAGCUUGUCUGGACUGAUCAUGUAUCUGUAAACCAUCGUACAUUAAGGCUGGGUAUGGAAACACUAUCAUACCAAAAUAUCCUCCAUCAUUUAACAAAGCAGACAAUGAUUCAGAUCUGAACUGAGUCAUCUAAACUAACCGAACAAUAUGACUAACUGAUCCCUGUGAAGAAACUACAAAUCAGGACAUCUGAUGCUUCAAACACUGUUCUAUGAAGACGUUAAUACAGUAUGAAAGAGUUCAACUCAGCCUUAGUGUCCACAAAGAGAUGUCCAAGUUAAGUUUCUUUGUUUGUGAAAGUCUGUAAAUUUACACAACCUGCCCGCACAUACUCUGGUCUGAGUCUGUUAUCCACUCAGAUGUGAGCUGUAAACAUUCUGACACUAAAACAACUGUAGAUCACUGAAGUCAACACUCAGCUUCAACAACAACAGAAAAUACAUUACAGUUUCUCUUGGUGUUUCGGAGUGAGGGCUCUUUUCUCACAGAAGAUCUUUGACGACUGAAGACAGCAGCCUUCCCAGAGUUGAAUUAAAGCCUGUUAUCAAUAUUUACUAAAUUUACUCUAAAAUAACAGCUGAUAAGAUGUGCUCUGUAGGUUAAUCACUUACUGCUAUUUAACGAUAUUGCAACAGUUAAGCUGCAUUUCAACCAAGAGUUCCGGGGUCUUUUAGCCCCCAGAACUACUUUACCCUGAACUAAAAGGUUCCUGUGCCCCCAUUGUUGUCUGCGUUUCGACCGCGGGCUGAAGUCCCGGGUAAAUUGUGCAAAUCAGGCCAGUGACGUAUGGAGAAAAAAAAGUAAAUGCACUACACCACCAGACCAGUAGAGGGCAGUAAAACAAAGACGAAUGCCAUUCAUCACAGAUGGAUUCACUGAAUCAACACGUGAGAGGAGAUAAGCGCGAGUAGCAAAGACGUUUCGACACGCCUUUAAAAUCCUUUUGAACUCAAAAAGCCGUGACAGAGAUCGGCCGGUGUUUUGGUUUAAACAGCGACCCUGUUAACUGGAGACUUUCAGCCGGAUGCAUCCCUCAUAAACGUCUUUAGACGAUCAUUAAAUAUCUGAUGAGGAUAUUUUGAAAUCUUAAUAAAAACUAAACUAGUUUGCAUUCCCAGGAACUCCCUCUGUGUUUCAACAGCUGUGUAAACUCCACAAACACUGACAAGUUCAGCUGAAGGUCUCCAGUUUACAGGGUCACUUUUAAAACCGUAACACCGGGAGAGACACAUUCACGGUUGGCUGAGAGAAGACUACUGUUACAAGCUGCUAAAUCAAGAGAAUCACAGCUUCUUCUUUUGAAAAGUACACACACAUACAAAAAAGAUAGAACAAAUCAAAACUAAUGAAAGAAAGAGAAAUCAAGAGAAUCACAGAUGUGUGUGAUGUUAUUGUGGGCGGAGGGAGGAAUAAAAACACUGAGGUUAAUCUACCAAUCAGACACGUUCAGCAUUGCAGGCCCUGCCCCCGAAAGUCCCGGGACCUUUGAAAAGUACUACCCCCCCAUAGCAGGGGGUUUUUAGGGGGGAGAUUAUCUACCCCUGAACUAAAUUUAGACCCUGGGUUCACUGGUCGAAACGCACAUAGUUCAGAGGUACAGUCCCUCCGGUUGGAAAACGCCUUUAGAGGCUGUAGUGUUCCCUCUUUCAAUCACAGUCCAAAGGUGCCCUCUAGUGGUGGGUCUAUUUAUGACGGGAGGAAUAAUAAUGCAAGGUAAACAAUGUUUGGAUCCUUUGAACACAAAGUCAAAGUUCUGGUUUCAUGUAACUUCUUCACUGAACAACACUGAGGUACUGAACCAGCAUACUUUAAACCAUAGACACGGUGGUACUCUCAGAUAUUGAGUACUGCCUGUUUUGAAAAGCCGACACAGUAAAGGAAAGUCUGCAUCAGCCCAAACACAAUGUCUCAGACUGACUCGGGACAUGUUUCACACAGAGUGUAGUAAAGUCAGGUCAGAGUAGAUAUAACCUGGGUACCUGCUGUGGGGGUUUCCUCACAGAGGGACUUGUCAGCUGUGGAAGUCUCAGUAAAGAUGCUUCAGAUCUACUUCUUCUACUUCAUGUUUCAUGAACAGAGUUUCAUCUCCAGUGAAUGUUUUCAUUGUUCACACACGUUCUUUCCUUCCUGUCUGUGAGUACCAUCAUUUCUAAUUCUGGUGAUGAAGGAGCAGACGUCUUUGCACUUUCAGAUCAGUCCCUGUAGCCGGGGAUGAUGUCCUCACUGUACAGACAGACAGACAGAAGGAGAGAGCUGAGGCUGCUCACACACACAGGAAGCAGUUUGGAGAAGAUGAACCUGUUGAAGGUUUUUAUUUAUUUACGCUACAGAAGGUUUUUGUGUUGGUUUCAUUAAUGUUUGCUCAUCCUGUGUAAACAUCUAAAGCUGCUGAACCCUGCAGCAGACCUCUCAUCUUGUUUCUGAUCAUCUGAUUGUUGUUACUUGCAGGUUUUACUGUUACAGGAUGAGCGUGGGAUUUAUUCCUGUCAACUAAGAGAUCUAUUUUUUUCCAUGUCGUCUGAAGGGUUGAUAAAAAAGGAGAAAAGUAUUCAAGCUAAAAAUAAUGUUUUGAGACUGGAGGUUGAUUUGUUGAUGAAAGUAGGAGGCUGUUGAAAGGAUCGGUGUGAGUUUAGAGUCUAAAUUAGAUCCUCUAAAGCCUCAGAGUUCAAGGAUGUGUUGAAAAUAAGCAUUUUGUAGAAGUUGAUGUCAUUUUAUAUAAAGAUAACUUUUCAUUUUUCAGUCGUGUGGAACGAGUAAUGAAAGAUCCUAAAGGGAUGAACAGUAGAGUCCUGUCAUUUCAGACGCAGCAGUCAUCAAAGACGAGAGUUAAAGGAUCAAUAAGCUUUUUUUUGUACUUCUGAGUUCUGUGGUUUAUUGAAGGACUUUUGAAUAUUUCCCCUCUCCAGGCGUUACACGGGGCUUUAAAACUCUAACAGAGACGUAGCUGCUUUCAGAACUCUGUACUUACUGUCUAUAACAGAGGAUAUUUACCGCAGAGAUCUUUAAAGUGAUGUCAGAUUAGAAAGUGAUGUCAACGUUAGAAGACUUUUUUAGUCCAUGUGUCCUCAUACAGGACACGUGGUUGGAUAUUUUAGUACUGAAUGUCUUUAACCUUCCAGUUAAAAGCAGGUUUUUUGGAUGUUAUUUAUACAAAGAGGGCUCAUGCAUAUUGUAUAGAACAUGGCGAGUAAAAGACAAAUGGCCUUUCUGUUUCACAUCAUUGUUCGUGUGUUAGCUGUUCUGUGCUUCAGAUUUCAUUUCAGUAUGAUUUGUGUAUAACUGAGGAAAGAUGCUGCAGACGUGCAUUAAGUAAAGACAUGUUUUAAGAGAA